AUGAGCUGUGUGUAUGCGUUUGGGUCCAACGGACAGGGUCAGCUGGGACUGGCGCACGACGAGGACGUGGACACGCCGCAGAGGUCCGUCCUGGCAGGUGAGAGUAAAGUGUCGAAGAUAGCGUGCGGUGGGAACCACAGCGUGGUGCUGAUGAGCAAUGGAACUCUGGCCGGGUGUGGGGAUAACAGGCGAGGUGAGCUGCAGGGCACGGCUGCCCUGCAGCAGGUGCGUGGUUGGACGCCCAUCGAGGUGCCGGCGCCGGUAGUGGACGUGGCAUGCGGCUGGGACACGACGGUCGUGGUCGACACACGUGGCCAUGUAUGGCAGCGAGGAGGCGGUUGUUACGAGUUCGAGCAGCGCCAUCUGCCGGUUCUGGACCCGGCAGAUGGCCGCAUAGCAGUAUACGGGUGCUUCCAGAACUUCGUGGUGGUGCAGGGCCCGCAAGUAUACGGCUGGGGCAGCAACACCAAGUGUCAGCUGCAGGCGCGCAAGUGCCGGUCGGUGGUAGAGCCCACGCUGGUGUGCAAUUUGGGGUCUGUGGCCGUGGACUACGUGGCCAUGGGCAAGGACUUCCUGGUCGUGGUGGACAAGAACGGCCGCAUGGCGCACGCAUCCGGUCGCCUGCCCGCAGGGUUCCAGCUCGAGCAGCAAGAAGCAAGGCUCGGACUCGAGGUCCGCUGCAUGUGGACCUCGAUCCACGUCUGGGACAGGCGCCAGGGCACCGUGGAGUCGUUUGGCAGGGGCACGCAUGCCCAGUUGUUCCCGCAAGACGCCGUGGCCGUGGGCGUGCCCAUCACCAACUUCACUGCCGGCAGUGAGCAUGGCAUCCUGGUCACUGCCAGCCAAGAAGAGCCCCUCCACUACGACGUGCACUGCUGGGGCUGGGGAGAGCACGGCAACUGCGGCCCUCAACGAGGGUCGCAGCCUGGGCUGCAACUCGUGGGGCGGUACGCCACCAGCCCUCGCGUGUUCGGCGGGUGUGCCACCACCUGGGUCGUGCUCGACCAGUACUAA
Saccharomyces eubayanus is the source of this 1014-nucleotide messenger RNA. It is a transcript of the gene ATS1, whose product is annotated as Ats1p. The coding region runs from base 1 to 1014 and encodes 337 amino acids. The record is from RefSeq and is a predicted model, not a curated record. The transcript has a single exon. NCBI's taxonomy places the organism in Eukaryota, Fungi, Ascomycota, Saccharomycetes, Saccharomycetales, Saccharomycetaceae.